Molecule: messenger RNA, 4906 nt
Organism: Varanus komodoensis (Komodo dragon)
Lineage: Eukaryota; Metazoa; Chordata; Lepidosauria; Squamata; Varanidae
Gene: CD2AP
Product: CD2 associated protein
Exons: 18
Coding region: 155-2065 (636 amino acids)
Molecular function (GO): protein binding
Source: RefSeq, a predicted model, not a curated record
GCCUGGGGAAGUUUCGUCUCCUUCCCGCUUCCUCCGCGCUUUACGCGCUGCCGAUGGAGGAGCCGGCGCGUCCGGCUUGAGCUCGCCUUCUGGAAGGGGCGGCCCGGACGGCUGAGAGGCGGCAGCACAGGCGCCUACCGUCUCGCAGCCCAGCAUGGUUGAGUAUAUUGUUGAGUAUGACUACGAUGCAGUACAUGAUGAUGAGCUAACCAUUCGAGUUGGUGAAAUCAUAAGGAAUGUGAAAAAACCAGAAGAGGAAGGAUGGCUAGAAGGAGAGCUGAAUGGGAAAAGGGGCAUGUUUCCUGACAACUUUGUUAAGGAAGUUAAGAGAGAAACAGAAUCUAAAGAGGAUGGCUUGCCAAUCAAGAGGGAAAGGCACGGAAAUGUAGCUAACCUUGUACAGAGAAUGAGCACUUACGGGCUUCCAGCAGGAGUGUUUCAGCCUCAUUCCCAGAGUAAAGUCUUCAGGAAAAGAUCAAAAAAACGCCAGUGUAAAGUUUUGUUUGAGUAUAUUCCUCAGAAUGAAGAUGAGUUACAGCUGAAACAAGGGGAUAUUAUAGACAUUAAUGAAGAGGUGGAAGAAGGCUGGUGGAACGGAACACUAAAUGGCAAAUCAGGCCUAUUUCCUUCUAACUUUGUAAAAGAGCUAGAGGGAAUAGAUGAAGGAGAAACCCAAGAAGGCCUGGAUGAUGCAGAGCCUGUUUUCACAGGCUCAUUCUCACCCGUGACUUCACCAGGGAAUGGUAAUGAACUGAUAGCACAGCCAAAGAAAAUCCGAGGAGUUGGGUUUGGAGAUAUUUUUAAAGAAGGCUCAGUGAAGCUUAAGACGAGAUUGCACAGCAGCGACUCAGAAGAGAAGAAGCAAGAUAAGCUAUUAGCUACUCAACCAUCUGGAUUAAAAGUAACCCAGUUGCCGGGCAUAACAAAAUUGGAAAUGGCAACAGAGGUAGCAAAAGGAGAAACUGAGAGCAAACAGAAAGCUAAGGAUUAUUGCAAGACCUUGUAUGUUUAUGAAGGUACCAAUAAUGAUGAACUUAGCUUUAAAGAAGGUGAUAUUAUUCAAAUACUCAGCAAGGACACUGGAGAGGAAGGCUGGUGGAAGGGUGAACUUAAUGGUAAAGAAGGAGUUUUUCCAGAAAACUUUGCAGUUCAGAUUCUUGAAUCUGAUAAAGAUUUUCCUAAGCCAAAGAAACCGCCACCUCCUGCAAAAGGUCCAGGUUCAAAACCAGAGCUUUCGUCUCUGGAGAAGUUUCCUAUUCCUAAGAAUGAAGAAAAGGAUGACAAAGCAGUGUUGGAUCAGAAGACUUCUAAGCCAGUGGCCCCUCAAGUACCACCCAAAAAACCUGUCCCACCAAACAAGGCUAAUAGCAUAUUGAGAGCUGGAAAUUUGCAUCCGAAAUGGCCAGAUAAACCAGUACCUAAGACAAAUGGGGAAGUUGUGUCUCAUCGACUGAAAGCGGAAAAUGAGCCCACAGCAAAACCAAAGUUAGAUUCUGAGCAGUUACCAUGCAGACCAAAAUCAGUAGAGAUAGAUUCAUUUGCAGUAAAGAGCUUAAAAGCAACAGACCUUUUAAGUUUUGAUGAUGUAAUAUCUACCUCAGAUAAUUUAUCGCAUCCCACAGCAAAUAGGCCAAAGAUGCCUGGCAGGAGGCUUCCUGCUCGCUUCAAUGGCAAUAAUUCUUCUACUCCAACUCUGAGUAUACAGAAGAGUGUGAUGGUCCAUAAAGAGGAGGAGGGAAGUGCCAGACUAAAACCAUCUGAGGUUAGAAAGCCAUCUAUAUUUACUUCACCAGUUCUGUCUUCAUCACCAAAACCAAGUUCCGUUGUACUAAAUACAGUUGCUGGGGAAAUGAAACUUAAACACGAAACAGAUGAAGGAGGAAAGCCUUCUGUGGAAGAGCUGCGAUCUCAGAUAUUUGACCUGCUAUCUGUUGUGGAAACAAUGAAAAAAGAGCAUGGGAAAGAACUGGAAAAAUUGAAGAAAGACUUGGAGGAAGAGAAGCAGAUGCGUAGCAACCUAGAGGUGGAAAUAGAAAAGCUCAAGAAAGCUGUCAUUACUACAUAAAAGAGCCAUAGUUUGUGUGUCCUUAUCAUGCCAGGAAUUCAAAGUUUAAAAAACAAAUGAAGUUGACUUUUUUUAGUUCAAACCAAUGGUUGGUAGUAUUUCAUUUUUUAAAAGAAUAAAUGACCAUACUCUUACAUUCAGUGAGCUAAAAGAAGAAAACUUUUGUGUUUCUUGCCAAUAUAGGAGAGGCCUUAUUUCUUAUUGUGCUGGAAUAGCAGACCUUUGUUUUGUUGGUUUGCUUUCAAAUACUACUGAAUCUGUAUAAAGAAGAGAUCAUAAUAGAUUUUUAUUGAUUAUCUAGAGUCUAAUUUUUAAGAGAUCUGUACUAUAAACAAGGCAAUAUAUCUUUGCAAAGUAUAGGGAGGCACAUGAUGUAGCCUUGUAGCCAUUAGAGUCACUACUUUUCCCACCAUGCUAAAUGGAAUAUAAUGUUUGUAUAUUUUUUUAAAAAUCACAUUCCUAUCCAGGUUACACUGUUGUGCCUGUCUGCAGUGAGAGUAUUAAUAACAUACUGUUUUAUAGUUAAGGAUGAUACUAAGAGUUUCACCAGUCCUUCGCUGAGCAACAUAUUAAUUAUUCCUUUCACUGAGAAGAGUAUUGUGUCACUUGCACUAUAGGAGUCAUAAAAGGGAUUAUGAUUGGACCAUGAAAAAACCCACACUGAGAUACAUAAAACAACAGAAAAUCUGAGGCUGAAAUAACUUUUAAUUCAAUCCAUUGUGCCUAAAUUUUGUAGAACAUCACAUGACAUGGUAUACUUAGAGCACUGCAUUUUUGUGCUUUCGCAAAUUUUAAUCUAACACUCUGGUGUCUUCAGCUUUAAAGAUGUUUAGCACUAAUCAUAAUGACAGAAGUAAAACUUUUGUAUGACAAUGAAAUGUUUGGCGCUAAUGGAAUAUACUACCCACAGGGUUGUUGCAGUACUUCAUAAGAUACAUAUGGAGGCCUAGCUAAAUGCUUUACUCUUCAUAUACACCAUUGUACUACAAUAUGUUAUUGAAAUGAGUUAAUUUAGUCUAAAACAAAGGAGUUCAUUUGGACUCCUUGUGUUUAAUUCAUUUCCCUCUCCUCAAUUUUUCCUGUGAAGGAGAAAAACUGAAAACAUACAGUGCUUAGUAGCACUGUUUUGAAUCCAAAGCUAAAAAUACAAAAUUCAUUACUAUGCUAAGCCAUUAUGGAAAAAUGCAAUCUUUCCAGAGGUUGUGUUUACUUUAACCAGAGUGAAGUAAAUUCUAACCCUUUCGGCUUCAGUGAGAAGACUUGAUUCUCAUCUCCUGCCCUUCUUAAAUAAGCAGAACUUUGAUGGCACUUGGGUUUUAUCUUAAUUCGAAGAAAAAAAAAAACUGGUGCUUGUUUUCAAGUGCUGAGAUCAGAUUUUUACUUGCAGCUAUAUCAAUUGUGGAUUAAAAUGUGGAAAUAAAAACAAAGGUGUAUAAAGUCAUUAUAUUUGUUUGCUUACUAUAUUGGUGCAUAACUAAUGACCAAUUUUUACAGAGACAGUUGCUAAAUGAGUGAAUUUUAUUGCCAGAUAAUAUUUUUAGUAAGCUGAAUAAGUAAUAUGUCGCAGAUUACUAAAUUAUUGGCCAGAGAGAUCACUUUUUAUAAACUAAUCUGAUACUAAUUGAUAGUAGACACUGGUCACAAAAUUUGGCUCAUUAUGCAGACCUGUGACUUGUGUUUGCCACUGACCCCUCCCUUCCCCAUUCCCCUGGCAUAUGGAGAGCAUUCAGGAUAGGGGAGCAUGUUUGCUGGUGAGUUGGUCUUCUGCAAAAGAUGCAAACAGCAUGCUGCUGCUGCUCCUUCCUGCAAAAGCCCGAGGAGAGAGAAACCACUGGCACCUGCUUUUUUCCACAGGUGUAGAGAAAACUUCCAUCCCACAAGCUGAACUUUUGUAAAUGGCACCAAAGUCUGCUGCUGCUGCUGCCUCCUGCAAAAUCCCAGCACCACCCCUUCCAUCCCCACCUUUCCAAAUCACAGCAGCAAAAAUAAGUGGCGAUUCUUUUACUGCUCUUGGAAUUCUGCAGAGGGUAGUGGCAGCAAAGGCAUUUUUCUGAAAAAGCACAUUUUCCGGGAUGGAAGCCACCUCUCUCUUUUUUUUCUGCAUUAUUCAUAGGGGGAAAGGAAAGGCUAUUUUCUCCCACCAUAAGGGUAAUGUUUACAUAAAAGUGUCAGCCGUGCCUUCUUCUGGAAAGAAAACAAAGCAGAAAAAAAGCAAGAGGGAUAGGCAAUAAAGAAAGGGGUCCCCCUCUUUCCAUUAGAUUUUUGCAAGCAGCAGCAAUGAGGCAUAGGUGGGACUUUCUGGGAAAUUGCCAACUUGAAGCAAAACCAUGUUAUCUUUCCUCCCACUUCCUGGAAGAAGCUGUAUAGUUUCUCCUUUUCUCCUCUGCCCCAAUUGCAAGUUGGCCUUUUGGAGAGAAAGCAACAACACCUGCCUCCUGCAAAAAUUGAGCAGAAAUGAGAGACACUCUCAUGGAAAAGAAAGGUGCGUAGAUUCUCUAGUGGCCUUACGGCAAUCACUCCACUUCUGAUGCUUUAAAAAAAAAAAUUACAAAAAUCCACCAUUUUUAAAUUCCUCCCAGGGGACAUGCUUUUCCAUCAGCAGGGCCCUAGGUAGAUACAUAAAUACCCAUCAACUGGUCACCUAUUGUGAAAAGGUGAAUUGAUAUUUUGAACCCUAGUUCAGCUUCCCCUUAACUACAAAUUAAGCUUCAGUAUGUACUACCUUGGAAGAAUGUCCAAGAAAAGAUCUCUCCUCUAUUAACAGAUCAUUAAAAUUUUAUUCUGAUUAUGCAAAAAAGAAUUGAGCCUCAUGAAGAGAGUUCCUGUAUGUGUUCUUCACUA